Platichthys flesus (European flounder) is the source of this 3041-nucleotide messenger RNA. RefSeq names its product cugbp, Elav-like family member 5a (gene celf5a). Gene Ontology annotation, cellular component: nucleus; ribonucleoprotein complex; cytoplasm. NCBI's taxonomy places the organism in Eukaryota, Metazoa, Chordata, Actinopteri, Pleuronectiformes, Pleuronectidae. Gene Ontology annotation, biological process: mRNA splice site recognition; regulation of alternative mRNA splicing, via spliceosome. The transcript has 12 exons. The record is from RefSeq and is a predicted model, not a curated record. Gene Ontology annotation, molecular function: mRNA binding. Bases 1 to 1611 code for a protein of 536 amino acids.
AUGGCCAGAUUCACUCAGACUGAAACAAGAAGGCAGCAGCACCAUCCUCAGCAGCCCCAUCAGCCCGCUCACUCCAGCCUGGUUUUCACCGGACCGGGGGCAUCACCGACCCAGCCACCACUCCUCCUGAUCCCUCAUCAGCACCAGUACCCUCAGUUCACAUUUCCGAAACCCAUGAACGGGUCAGAACCCAUAUCAAUUCAUCCGGAGAGCGGCAACAUGAAAGACCAAGAUGCCAUUAAGCUGUUUAUCGGGCAGAUACCGCGGAACUUGGAGGAAAAGGACCUGAAGCCGCUGUUUGAACAGUUUGGGAAAAUCCACGAACUGACAGUUCUAAAGGACCGAUACACCGGCAUGCACAAAGGUUGUGCUUUCCUCACCUACUGCGCCAGAGAGUCGGCCAUCAAAGCCCAGAAUGCCCUCCAUGAACAGAAAACACUGCCAGGGAUGACUCGGCCCAUCCAGGUGAAACCGGCUGACAGCGAGAGCCGCGGAGAAGACAGGAAGCUGUUUGUCGGGAUGCUGAACAAACAACAAACCGAGGAGGAUGUUUACCGCCUCUUCGAACCCUAUGGAGUCAUCGAGGAGUGCACGGUCCUAAGAGGCCCCGAUGGAAAUAGCAAAGGUUGCGCCUUUGUCAAGUUCUCCACACAUACUGAGGCUCAGUCUGCAAUCAGCGCCCUCCAUGGCAGCCAGACCAUGCCAGUGAGUCCUUCUCCCUCUGAUGGUGCUUCCUCCAGCUUGGUGGUCAAGUUUGCUGACACAGACAAGGAGCGCACCAUCAGACGUAUGCAGCAGAUGGUUGGGCAGUUUGGCAUCUUCAACCCGGCCAUCGCCCUCCCCUUCAGCACCUACAGCUCUUACGCACAUGCGCUCAUGCAGCAGCAGGCAGCCAUCAUGGCAGCAAGCCACGGAGGUUACCUCACGCCCAGCGUGGCUUAUCCCGCCACGCAGAUCCACCAGAUGGGGGCGCUCAACAUCAACAGCCUCCCACCCACUUCCAUGACCUCGGUGUCGGGUGACUUUCAUCACGCCCUGGGCCUCAGUUCUCCACCAGCCAACAUCACCACCUCCGCCGUGCCCAGCCUCGUCACGCCCCUCGUCAACGGAUUCACCGGCAUCCCCCAUCAGCCCAACGGACAUCCUGCCGUGGAGGCCAUGUACACCAAUGGCCUGCCGCCCUACUCCACCCAGAGCCCCACCGCUGCGGACACCCUCCAGCAAGCCUUCACCGGAGUACAGCAAUACACAGCGAUCUACCCGACCACCACACUGACUCCCAUUGGCCAGACACUGCCCCAACAACCCCAGGUCAUCCAGCAGCAGCAGCAGAGAGAAGGUCCCGAGGGCUGUAACCUGUUCAUCUACCACCUGCCACAAGAGUUUGGAGACAAUGAACUCAUGCAGAUGUUUUUGCCCUUCGGCUCCGUCAUCUCCUCUAAGGUCUUCAUGGAUAGGGCAACCAACCAGAGCAAGUGUUUCGGUUUCGUGAGCUUCGACAACCCUGCUAGUGCACAGGCAGCUAUUCAAGCGAUGAAUGGCUUUCAGAUCGGGAUGAAGAGGUUGAAAGUUCAGCUAAAGAGACCGAAGGAUGCCAGCCGCCCUUACUGACACAGCCUACCUUCAGUAUUCAUUGCAGCAGCACAGGUUUUAGAGGACACUUGAAGAUGUCUCGGAGGAGUUCAACUUUUUUUUCCUUUGACAGCAAAAUAUGUUUUAAAAAAAAUCAACACAUACGGAAUUUUUGAAGACAUAUCAGCAUUUACUUAUGAAGAUAUAGGUUACGGCAGAAAAAGAAGACGUGAAAAGAGGAGGAGGAGGCGCUUCGCCGGGGGACUUUACAGUAACAGAUGGCACAGUGCAAGAUCGACGAAAAGAAAAAAAAACACUGAAAAAAGAUGUAAUGAGACUGAACAACAGAACUUUUUUCUUGUUGAGACUUGAAUUGUUAAUUAAGCAACAAACUAACAAACAAAAAAGCAGCAACAACAAAUAGAUUUCUAUAUACAUAUUAUAUACACAUAUAUCUAAGGAAAGAGGCGCUUGUGGCUUUUACUGUACUGGACAAAUGAGGGUUAAAACUUGAAGAUCAAGAAAAACAGUGGAAAAAAGAAGCUGUUCUAUACGUCCACUGACAGACUUUCUUUCUAUUUCCCUCUUUCUCUUAUUCUCUCACUGUCUCUCUCAGCAAGCGCAGAACUAUGACUCUUGGAGGUCACUGAGGUUUCCAUUAGCAACAGUAGAACUGCAAAUCUUUCACCCCUAAGGGACCAAAGGACCAAACAUUUUUAUUGUUCUGAACAGUAAUAUAUAGUAUUGAUGAUACUAAUACUACAAACUACUACUAAUAAUAUUAAAAAGUUAACUUAAGAAGAAAUACUAGCUUCAGGUUGAAAAAAAAAAGAGGAAAUGUUUUUUUUUGUUUCAUUUCCUUUUGCAUUUAUAGCUACUGGGUUUGAGAAUAUUAAAGCAAAACAGAAAAAAAGUAUAAAAAAUAAAGCUAUACUAUUUUAGUGGCGUAGAAUAUGUGGGUUAGAAAUUGUUUCGGGCAUGUUCAGGUACAUUCCACUCAUCGCUCCAUCCGCAUCCAGCGUUUCAUCUCGGAGGUCUUAUCUGUCGGCGUUAUUGUGUCAGAGGAAGGAGGAGAAAGUAGUCCUGCAGUGCCAAAAGCGACACAAUAACAGCCCCCCUCAAAGUGAACAUGUAACGCUGCCCCCUCUGUUUCCCCAAUCGGCACAUCACAAUCCCAUAAUAGAGACAAGAGUCGUCCGCUGUCGUCAUUAAAACCUUGAUAUUACAGAUAAUCUGACCGUAAAGCGCUGUGGUAAAAGCCCCACCCGGCUGAGCUGGGUACGUUGCAGUAAAACAGCACAGCAUCUGUAACUGCUUAAUAAAAUAUACAAAUGAGGCUGACAGCAGUUGUAAAAAAAAAAAUCCAUCGCCGUGUCGCAGUGGUCCCUGCCAGGUCGUGCCCUCUCCCGCUGCCAAGCUUCUCCAGCUGCUCUCAGCAGGCGAGAGCAGCGUCCCCUCGUCUCUCUCUC